AUGAAGAAACCAGAGGUUGAUACCAACACUGUUGUCAAAUCUAUCAAGCAAAGAUUCUCAAGCGUUUUUGAACAAUGCAUUGGUAAAACACCCAACUUUACAUGCUCUAUAAAACUAAAGGAUAAUUCAAGACCUGUGUACUUAAAACCCAGACCAGUACCUCAUGCUCUUCGAGAAGCUUUUGAGAAUGAACUAGAUAAACUUGAAAAAGAAGACGUAAUAGAGAAAGUGGAUCAAUCUGAGUGGGGAACACCGAUUGUUGUGAUUCCAAAAGCAAAUGGAGCGGUCCGUAUUUGCGCGGAUUACAAGAUAAAGGUGCAGUAUCUGGGUCAUAUCAUCAGCAAAGACGGUAUCCAGAAAUCACCAGAAAAGGUGAGGGCAAUCCAGGAUGCUCCCCGUCCAACAAAUAUCACAGGAGUGCGUCAAUUCCUUGGACUAGUACAGUACUAUUCAAAGUUCAUCAAAGAUGCAUCUACACUGCUAAAUCCCUUACAUCAGCUUCUAAGGAAAGAAAAACGUUUUCACUGGUCCCAGGAAUGUGAAAAAGCUUUUACUUGUGUUAAAGAAGAGAUAGCAAGUGACACAGUCCUUACUUCAUACAACCCAGACUUACCCGUGAUACUUGCUACAGAUGCUAGCCCUGUUGGCUUAUCAGCUGUGCUGUCUCAUAAAAUGCCAAAUAAUGAAGAGAGGCCUAUUGUGUUUGCCAGCAGAUCCCUCACUGCUGCAGAGCGCAACUAUAGCCAAUUGGACAGAGAAGCAACUGCUGUAUAUUGGGGGUGUAAAAAAAUGUUCGAUUAUAUAUACGGAAGGAAGUUUACUCUUGCCAUUGACAACAAACCACGGAUGACCAUAUUUCAUCCAGACAAGAAACUACCAUUGUUUACUUCAUCCAGGAUGCUUAGAUAUGCUCAUUUUCUUUCAGGAUUUGAUUAUGAGAUUGUACACAAAAAAUCAAACGACCACUGUAAUGCAGAUUACCUCUCAAGACAUCCCUUACCCAUAAAAGAAGAGAAUAUAAAUGUGGUUGACGAAGAUUACACUGUUCGAAAAGAGACAAUACACUGCAUAACAACUGAUACUAUCAUGGCUAAAGACAUAGAAAAAGAAACAUCACUUGACGAAGAACUCUCUCGCUUAAAGGAAAAGCUCCUAAACGGAGAAGUCGCUGACCCAGAAAUAUCACUUCAAGACGGAAUUAUUUUUAGAGGAAAUCGUGUUAUCAUUCCAAAAAAGCUACAACCUAAAAUCCUCCAAGAAUUACACUCAACACACGUAGGAAUAGUGCGGAUGAAGAGUCUGGCAAGAAACUACUGUUACUGGAAAAACAUUGAUACAGAUAUUGAGAGUAUGGUGGCAAGUUGUAAGGCAUGUUGUGAGAAUAAGAAAAAUCCAGAGAAGGCUCCUACCCAUGUUUGGGAAAUACCAAAACGCAAUUGGCAGCGAGUCCACAUGGAUUACGCAGGACCUUUUCUAAAUCACAACUUCUUGAUUGUUGUAGAUGCCAGGUCAAAGUGGCCAGAUAUAUAUCCGAUAAAAAGUGCGCCAACAACUGCCAGUACUAUUCAUUACCUCAGAGAAAUAUUCAGUCACCAUGGCCUACCAGAAAUAUUGGUCAGUGACAAUGCCCCAAUUUUUAAAUCUGCAGAGUUUCAAGCAUUCUGUAAACGCCAAGGAAUAAGACAACGAUUCAUUGCACCAGGAAACCCCUCUACAAAUGGUCAAGCGGAAAUAUUUUGCCAAACACUCAAGACAAAACUGAGGUGCAUGCAGUUUGAACAGGGCACUUUACAUGAAAAACUAUGUGCACUAUUAUUUCGGUACCGAGCAACACCACUGAGUACUGGUGCAUCCCCAGCACAAUUAAUGUUUGGCAGAAACUUGAGAACCAAGCUAGAUCUCUUGAGGCCUGGCGAAGAUGACAAAAAUGAGGCUCAACAACCAAUAUUUAACAAACAUUACAAUAUUGGGGAGAGAGUACAAUCAAGAAAUUACGCAGGAUCCAUUCUGUGGAAAUUUGGAACUGUGGUGGAAAGACUGGGACGACUUCACUAUCUCGUAGAAAUUGAUGAUGGCUGGGAAGGAACUAUAGACACUGAAACAUCGGGUCCUACAGCAAGCACUAUGCCUAAUAUUGAGGAAAAAAGCCCUAUACAUAACAAUGAAGCGUCAAGUACAAUCCAUCGUACAAGCAGCCGACAAGAGGCCGAAGAGCCAAGUACACAACAAGACGCUGAAGUGUCCAAAGCAAACUCACAACCAGAUGUUCCUGUCCCUAAAAUUCGCCGCUCAUUGAGAAUCAGAAAACAAAUUAAAAGGAUGAACUUGUAA
Macrosteles quadrilineatus (aster leafhopper) is the source of this 2331-nucleotide messenger RNA. RefSeq lists its product as uncharacterized. Gene Ontology annotation, biological process: DNA integration. The record is from RefSeq and is a predicted model, not a curated record. Gene Ontology annotation, molecular function: nucleic acid binding. NCBI's taxonomy places the organism in Eukaryota, Metazoa, Arthropoda, Insecta, Hemiptera, Cicadellidae. Bases 1 to 2331 code for a protein of 776 amino acids. The transcript has 3 exons.